Molecule: messenger RNA, 2216 nt
Organism: Anneissia japonica
Lineage: Eukaryota; Metazoa; Echinodermata; Crinoidea; Comatulida; Comatulidae
Product: telomerase Cajal body protein 1-like
Exons: 12
Coding region: 503-2155 (550 amino acids)
Biological process (GO): Cajal body organization
Cellular component (GO): Cajal body
Molecular function (GO): RNA binding; protein binding
Source: RefSeq, a predicted model, not a curated record
GGAUGUGGGGUGAGGAGUGUUCUUUGAGAUUUCAUGAGGCGGUUUGGUGCUCAUUCAGAGCAUUUUGAGAAUAUACCCUUUCUACUUUGAAUACAAUACUCAAUUGAUUUGUAGAGUUUAGUCUUGUCAUUGCACAGUGAAUUCAUACGGGUAGGCGCUAGGCCUAGGCCAACCAAGUUUUACAGUGUAGCAGGCCAAGGCUGCUCUAGUACUCGUAGCUGGAAACUCGGUCUGAUUAGGGCUAGCUGUUCCAGCCCAGUGAGGCCUACCACCCAUAGGCAGGGAAGGUGCAUAUGCGUGGAUAAGUAUAUGUAGGCCUAGCUUACUGGUUUUGCUACUCAUUUAUUUAACGAAAUUGAACGAAUUAUGGGCAUUGUUGUCAAUGGUUUUGAAAAGAAAAGGUGUGUAUACACCGUCACCAUAGUAACACAGGAGAAGCACAGAUUACUAUACAUACUGUGCUUGAAGGUUAACAAAUUGUGAAUUUGAACCUGUCAGCAACAUGGCUGAUGAUACUGUAGUCAAAACAGAGGAAGAUCAUGUAGUUGAGAACCCAAAAGAUGACCCUUUAAUGGAAGUACUUCCCGUAAACAUUGAAAACAAAGCAGAUGAUUCUGUAAUUUCUUUUGUUAAAGAUAAUAAAACAAUUAGUGAGGGACCAUUUAUCAUAUCAGAUGAUAAUGUUUUGAGGAGUGGAGAUGAUUCAGCAAAUUUUGAAGCAGAGGAUGUUGUGAACCCUGAGGCUGACGAUACACAGAUGAAAAGUGAUGUGAAAAUUCAUGUGGAAGGGAAUGUAGAAAAAAAGACUAUUUCCAGUGAAAGGCAUAUAGAGGAGGAAAAUAUAUCAAUCACCAUGGAUACUGAAGAUGUGCCACCUGUAGACUCCAGUUUAUUAGCUCAACAAAGAACAGUUUUAGUGGAAGAGAAUGAAAAAGAAAAGAUCAGUUCCAGCAAAGCAUGCAAUAAUGAAGGGACAUGGGUCACCAUGGAUACAGAAGAUGUUCAAAAUGUAGACACCAGGGUUUAUAAUCCUGAUUGGUCAAAGGCUCCCUACCAACUAAUAAGUACCACAUCAGAAUUUGAAAAUAAAAAGGAAAACUUUCUAAAAGGUUGUAAAUGGGCUCCUGAUGGAUCAUGUAUUCUCACAAACAGCGAUGAUAAUAUACUCAGACUUUUCAAUCUACCUUCGGAAUUAUGGGAGGAAAAUAGAGAAGGUGACUUACCUGAGUGGAGGUCUGUUUUACAGAUGUCGGAAGGAGAGUUGAUUUAUGAUUACUGUUGGUACCCAGGAAUGAGCUCAGCUGAGCCAUCUACUGCAUGUUUGGUGUCAACUUCAAGAGACCAUCCAAUCCACAUGUGGGAUGCUUUCACAGAGGAGCUAAGAUGCACUUACAGAGCCUACAAUCAUCUUGAUGAGGUUACAAGUGCCUUCUCUGUAGCCUUUAGUCCUGAUGGUUCAAAACUAUAUACUGGCUUUAAAAAGAUGGUCCGAGUGUUUAAUACGGACAGGCCCGGGAGAGAUUUUGAGGCAAGACCAACACUCGUAAAGGGGAUCGGCCAGUCUGGAAUCAUUUCUUGUUUUGCGAUGGACGCGAGUGGUAAUCUUUAUGCAGCCGGUUCAUAUUCAAAGUCAAUUGGUAUUUACUGCGAAUCAUCUGGGACACAGUAUUGUGUACUAGAAGGCCAUGCUGGGGGUGUGACACAGCUUAUGUUCUCACCAGAUGGUACGAAGGUGUACAGUGGAGCAAGAGUGGACCCAGAAAUUCUCUGUUGGGAUGUUCGUAAACCUGGAGUGAUUUUAUGCCGAAUGCAGCGCGAGGUUACCACUAACCAAAGAAUGUACUUUGACCUUGAUAGUACUGGCCAGUUCCUGAUCUCCGGCAACCAGUCAGGACAUGUGACUGUUUGGGACACAACUUCUGCUCCGACAUCACCUAGUAUGUAUGAAGAACCAACUAUUCAACCUCUGACUUCAUUCAUCUCACACAGUGAUGCAGCAAAUGGCAUCAGUUACCAUCCCAGUAUGCCAAUGAUAGCAACUGCUUCAGGUCAAAGGAAGUUCCUGACCCCUAUGUUGGAUGCGGAUGAACAAGACGAAGACCUUGUGUCCGAUAAUACAUCUGAAAACUGUUUACGUCUGUGGUCUUUGUGUUGAGUAAUUUGUAUAUUUUAUUUUAAAUCUUUGAAAAUACCCCAAAUAAAUAUUACUAAAAAAG